Manihot esculenta (cassava) is the source of this 1312-nucleotide messenger RNA. RefSeq names its product repetitive proline-rich cell wall protein 1. NCBI's taxonomy places the organism in Eukaryota, Viridiplantae, Streptophyta, Magnoliopsida, Malpighiales, Euphorbiaceae. The transcript has 2 exons. Bases 128 to 1090 code for a protein of 320 amino acids. The record is from RefSeq and is a predicted model, not a curated record.
CUCCAGUUGUUUUCUUUCUUCUUUUUUUUUCCCUCGCAAUUGUUUAAUUUGCUAUAUAAGACUUCACUACUCUACGCAAACACUAACUUCUUCUUCUUGUUGUUUCAACAAAAAGCAAGAAGAAGACAUGGAAUCCUCCAAGAUCUCAGCUUUCUUCUUCAUUUGCAUGGUUUUUGUUUCCUCCGCCUCCCCAAUUCUGGACUGCGGUUCUUGCGGCAAGCCACCAAAGCACAAUGGCCACAAGGGAAAAUCUCCUCAUCACGGUCCCAUUAAUAUUCCUCCCAUUGUUAAGCCUCCAAUCAACUUGCCACCAGUCCUUCCUCCCAUUGUCAAGCCACCAGUCACUCUCCCUCCAGUAACACUUCCUCCCAUUAAGCCACCGGUUACUCUUCCUCCCAUUAAGCCACCGGUUACUCUUCCUCCCAUUAAGCCACCGGUGACUCUUCCUCCCAUUAAGCCACCGGUGACUCUUCCUCCCAUUAAGCCACCAGUGACUCUUCCUCUUCCUCCCAUUAAGCCACCAGUGACUCUUCCUCCCAUUAAGCCACCGGUGACUCUUCCUCCCAUUAAGCCACCAGUGACUCUUCCUCCCAUUAAGCCACCGGUGACUCUCCCUCCAGUGACUCUUCCUCCUAUUAAGCCACCAGUGACUCUUCCUCCCAUUAAGCCACCGGUGACUCUCCCUCCAGUGACUCUUCCUCCUAUUAAGCCACCAGUGACUCUCCCUCCUAUUAAGCCACCGGUGACUCUUCCUCCAAUCACAGUUCCUCCAGUGCUUCCAAACCCACCAAAGGGAGGUAUUCCAUGCCCACCACCAGCAGCAGCAAAUGAUAAAUGCCCAAUUAACACUCUUAAACUGGGUGCCUGUGUAGAUCUUCUUGGUGGGCUGGUGCAUGUUGGUCUCGGUGACCCAGUUGUGAACAAGUGUUGCCCAGUUCUUCAAGGACUUGUAGAACUUGAAGCUGCAGUCUGCUUGUGCACCACUCUCAAACUCAAGCUUCUCAACCUUAAUAUCUAUGUCCCUCUUGCUCUUCAGCUCCUUGUUGCCUGUGGGAAGACACCUCCUCCUGGUUACACGUGCUCUCUUUAGACGACCCAUGUAAAGUUGCCAGAAGCAGAAAUCGACAUGAGAGGAUGUCGAGCCUCAUCGCCUUUUUCUUCUUCUUUCUCUUUCUCUUGUUUGUUUUUUUCUUGAUUGUUAAUGAUGAAAUGUUUAGUUCAUAAAUUUGUAAACCAUUUAAAUUCUAUAAAAUUGUUGCAUGUGUGUUUAAUUUGUCUUAGACAAUAAUGCAAAUCAAGAUCAUUUUCUCCA